AUGGCAGUUUCAUCACAUCAUGUGGUCCUCUUCCCUUACAUGUCUAAAGGCCACACCAUCCCUCUCCUCCAAUUUGCCCGUCUCCUCCUCCGUCACCGCCGCAAAGAACCAACCAUCUCCAUCUCCGUCACUGUCUUCACCACUCCCAAGAACAUCCCUUUCGUCUCCGACUUCCUCUCCAACACGCCGGAGAUCAAAGUCAUCUCUCUCCCUUUCCCGGAAAACAUCUCCGGAAUCCCUCCAGGCGUCGAGAGCACGGACCAACUCCCUUCCAUGUCACUCUUUGUGCCAUUCACGCGCGCCACAAAGCUUCUCCAACCUUUCUUCGAAGAAUCACUCAAGAAUCUUCCAGAAGUGUCCUUCAUGGUCUCCGAUGGAUUCCUCUGGUGGACAUCGGAAUCAGCAGCUAAGUUCAAGAUUCCAAGAUUGGUCUUCUACGGCAUGAACUCUUACGCCGCUGCCGUCUCCAUCUCUGCUUUCAAACAAAAACUCUUUACCGAACCGGAAACUGAAUCUGAUACAGAACCGGUCACUGUACCGGACUUCCCAUGGAUCCGGGUUAAGAAGUGUGAUCUCAACCAUGGUGCUCAGUCGGGUCCUUCUCUCGAACUAUUCAUGGACCAAGUCAUGUCGACCAACUCAAGCUAUGGUUUAUUAGUGAAUAGUUUCUACGAGCUUGAGUCACCGUUCGUUGAUUACAACAACAACUCUGAUAGGCCUAAGUCGUGGUGUGUUGGACCGUUGUGUUUGGUAGAUCCUCCUAAACCGGUGCAUGCUAAACCUUUUUGGAUUCAUUGGCUGGACCAGAAACGAGAGGAAGGACGUCCGGUUUUAUACGUGGCGUUUGGAACGCAGGCAGAGAUAUCGAACAAGCAACUCAAAGAACUAGCUUUAGGCUUGGAAGAUUCCAAGGCAGAUUUUUUAUGGGUCACAAGAAAAGACGUGGAAAAUAUUAUUGGAGAAGGAUUCAAAGAUAGAAUAAGAGAGAGUGGGAUGAUAGUGAGAGAGUGGGUGGACCAGUGGGAGUUAUUGUCACAUGAGAGUGUCAAAGGAUUCUUGAGCCAUUGUGGAUGGAACUCAGCACAGGAGAGCAUAUGCGUUGGGGUCCCAUUGUUGGCUUGGCCUAUGAUGGCAGAGCAACCACUCAACGCGAAGAUGGUAGUGGAGGAGAUAAAGGUCGGAUUAAGAGUUGAAACCGAAGAUGGUAGUGUCCAAGGAUUUGUGACAAGAGAGGAACUAAGUCAAAAGGUUCGAGAUUUAAUGGAAGGAGAAACAGGAAAAACCGCAAGAAAGAAUGUGAAAGAAUAUUCAAAAAUGGCAAAAGCAACUUUGGUCCAGGGAACUGGUUCGUCUUGGAAGAAUUUAGAUUUGCUUCUUGAAAAGUUAUGUAAAAGUAGAAAAGUCAAUGGUGCUAAUGAGUGA
Microthlaspi erraticum is the source of this 1422-nucleotide messenger RNA. Lineage: Eukaryota; Viridiplantae; Streptophyta; Magnoliopsida; Brassicales; Brassicaceae. The record is from the annotation of a GenBank genome assembly.